AUGAGUCGAACUCUACAAUUUUCCAAGCCUUUAAAGUUUUUAUCAACACAAGAAAAAAUGUCCAACAAACCAAUUGACUCUCAUCAAGCGAAUGAGGAGAAGAAACGAAAACGAUCGGACGUUGCCACUACAAAAAACAAGAAGGAUGAUCAAAAGAAAUUCAUCAAUAGUAUUUCGAGAAUAUUUUUGCAUACAGAAACUGAAUUGUUUGCCAAGAAGGUAAAGGAAGAUGAAAAUAAGGAUAAAUUGUUGGAAGCCAUCAAGGAGUUUUUAACAAAAAUUAAAAGUCCAGACAUGGUUAGGGAAACAAUUACAGAAAUUGGAAAGAUUUUUACUAAAGAAAAAUGGGAAAAUCAUUUUUAUAUGAAUGUUAUUAGAAAACUAAGGGAAGAUCCUUCCGAUGCCUCAAAAAGAGUUUUAAAAUUGAUUAUUUCUGAACAAUCAAAUAGAUUUGAAUCUCUUAAAGGACUUUUUCAGUUUGUCAAUAAUAUUAUGAUUCUGAAAGAACAAGAAAAUUUUCAAGUUUCGGCAUCAAUUUUUUUGGAAAUGUUGAAAGUUAACUAUUCACAUGUUAACUGGUUACUUAUUGGUAUUAAUGCAUUGAUAAAUUGCUAUAAUUAUGAAAUGAAUGUGGAUGCAUUGAAAACUCUGGAAAACAUUUUGAAUGAUUAUAUAGAUAUUUGGACUUUUUACAUUUCUACACCAUCAGAAAAACGAAGAUUUCAACAAUACAAAUCAAUGAUGCCAAAAAAAAGCCUUGAUGAAAUCAGAACAACCAUCAUGAAUGUUGUUUAUCCAGGCCAAGAGAAAAAAGAAGUCAUACUCAUAGAAGAAUCAAAAUUCAAGAUUAGGAAGAAGAAAUUGAGAAAGACCACCAUAAAAAUAAGAAAUUCAUUAGCAUUUGAGGUUCAUAAAGUGAAAGUUGGAUUACAUUUAACAAAGCAUUUAAUGAGAAACUUUGUCACAAAUAGAUCUAGUAAGGAAAGAAAUCACAUUUUAGCAAAAGUGAACUCUUGCAAGUAUGAAUUUUAUGUAAAAUUUGAAUCAGUUAAAAUGGUGGAUAUUAUGAAAAAGGCUGGAUUGAGAGAGGUAAUUUGUGAUCAAAUAGUUCAAAAUGGAUCUAAAAAACAGGAGCCAAUAAGAGUCAAAGUUGAUUAUAAGAAUAAUCCUGAGCUAGUGGAAGAGAAUGGAAAUUUUUGGAUCAUGAAAACAAUAGAUUUGCCCUUCAGAUUUACAUCUUGCAAUUGCACUGUUGAAAUUCCUGAGAUUGGAUACACUCAGGAAGUGGUUGAAUUAUUUGAUUUGACCACCAAGAUGGAAUAUCAAAUAGAUGAAUUGCCAAAUUUCAGAUUCUAUGAAAGGACAGGAAUGAAGAAAAGAAUCAAACCUCUGAAAGAGAAUGUUUUCGAUACUGACUUUGGAUAUUUGGAUGGAAAUUACUACGCUUAUCAAGUCACUCCCUCACUUCCAUCCUCAUCAACAAAUAAUAAGCUACCUAUUCGAGUAAUUUUAGAAGGUAGACCAAUGAGUAAACUAAUAGUAGAAACAAAAAUCAAACCAAUGAAAAACAUUGAGAAAUAA
Molecule: messenger RNA, 1581 nt
Organism: Naegleria gruberi
Lineage: Eukaryota; Heterolobosea; Eutetramitea; Acrasida; Naegleriidae
Exons: 1
Coding region: 1-1581 (526 amino acids)
Source: RefSeq, a predicted model, not a curated record